AAGACCAUGCAGUAUCUCCAACAGGCAGAAGUCCUGAAGGCUGAAAUGACAGAUUAUGAGCUGGAUCCAGCUGAGGUCUCAACAUCCAGGCAAGCUCUACAGGACUUGUAUCAGAAAAUGCUAGUUAUUGAUCUGGAAUAUGCUUUAGACAAGAAAGUAGAACAGGAUCUAUGGAAUCAUGCCUUUAAGAAUCAGAUCACAAUACUACAAGGCCAAGCAAAGAACCGAGCAAACCCAAAUUGGAGCGAAGUCCAGGUAAACCUUUCUGUGUUCCUGGAAGCAGCUACUGGCUUCUAUACUCAGUUACUACAGGAAUUGUGUAUGGUGUUUAAUGUAGAUUUGCCUGGCCGUGUGAAGUCGUCCCAACUGGGAAUUAUUAGUAAUAAACAGAUGCACACCAGCUCCAUAGUGAAGCCACAGACUAGAUCGUGUGCCUACAUUUGCCAACACUGCCUCGUUCACCUUGGAGACAUUGCUCGAUACAGAAACCAGACCAGCCAGGCAGAGUCCUACUAUAGGCAUGCAGCCCAGCUUGCCCCCUCCAAUGGUCAGCCUUACAAUCAGUUGGCUAUCUUAGCUUCUUCCAAAGGUGACCACCUGACCACAAUUUUCUACUACUGCAGAAGCAUUGCUGUGAUGUUCCCUUUCCCAGUCGCCUCCACUAAUCUACAGAAAGCACUUUCUAAAGCACUGGAAACCCGGGAUGAUUUGAAAACCAAGUGGGGUGUUUCUGAAUUCAUCAGUGCUUUUAUUAAAUUCCACGGUCAUGUAUAUCUGAGUAAGAGUUUGAAAAAUUUGAGACCUUUUCGAGAGAAGUUGGAAGAACAGUUUAAGAGGCUGGUGUUCCAAAAAGCUUUCAACUCUCAGCAGUUAGUUCAUAUCACUGUCAUUAACGUGUUUCAACUUCAUCAUCUUCGUGACUUUAGCAAUGAAACAGAGCAGCAUAGUUAUAGCCAAGAUGAACAGCUAUGUUGGAAACAGUUGCUGUCCCUUUUCAUGGCUUUUCUUGGCAUCCUGUGCAAAUGUCCUCUCCAGAACGAUUCUCAGGAGUCCUACAAUGCCUAUCCCCUUCCUGCAGUCAAGGUCUCCAUGGACUGGCUAAGACUUCGACCUAGAGUCUUUCAAGAAGCAGUGAUGGGUGAAAAACAGUACAUUUGGCCCUGGCUAGUUUCUCUUCUAAAUAGUUUCUAUCCCCAUGAAGAUGACCUUUCAACUACUAAUUCCAUACCACUUCCAGAGGAGUUUGAAUUACAAGGAUUCUUGGCUUUAAGACCUUCUUUCAGGAACUUGGAUUUUUCCAAAGGCCAUCAGGCAAUUUCAGGGUACAAAGAAGUUCAACAGAGACAAAUAAGACAGCAUCGUUUGAUCUCUAUAGGGAAAUGGAUUGCUGACAAUCAGCCACAGCUGAUUCAGUAUGAAAAUGAGGUAGGGAAAUUGUUAUUCAUCACAAAAAUUCCAGAAUUAAUACUAGAAGAGCCCACUGAAGCUAAAGAGAACCUCAUCUUGCAAGAAAUAUAUCAGAUAGAGUCACUAACAACAGAUGGCAACCCAGAACUGAAGUCAGGGCUGUCUGCAGGCCUAAAUCCAAGCAACAGCUGUGACACAGGAGAGAAACCAGUGAUAACAUUCAAUGAGAACAUUAAGCCCGGAGAAGUGAAUAGAGACCAAGGAAGAAGCUUUCCUCUCCAAGAGGUAAAAUCCCAGACAGAACUAAAAAAGACUCUGGUGUCUAACACCGGGAAAAUACCUGUCACUCAAAUUCCAAGUCAGACAAAUAAUUCUCAGUUCAUCCUCAUUCAUCAUCCUGAAGCCUUCCCUCCUCUUCCCUGCCGACCAGGUUUCCCACAACCAACAUAUCCUACCCCCCAUCCUGCAUCAUGUUCUAUGGGCUCAGAUUACACCUUCCCAGCUGGUGUUUCUGUGCCAGGAUCCUUUCUUCAAUCUAAUGCUCACUCUCCAGAAGGAAACAAGGUGCAAGGUGGAAAACAGUCCCAUGCUCCUUACAGUCAGCAAAGGCACUGUGGACGAAGGCCAAUGAACCAGGGACCUCAACAAUGAGAGCCACCUUCCCAGCCACCCCUUACACCUCUACGAGCUCAGCCAAAGGCAGAAUCUACAAGCCAAAUGCAGGUUCAAGCUCUAGUUCAGCAACAACUGUCCCAUACAAAAGUCAUGACUCUGGAUUCUAGCAGUAUCAACAGGCAGAUGCCUCCAAACAUCUCCACAGAUGUCCCACUCAGAAGGGACACAUUCUUGUGA
Psammomys obesus (fat sand rat) is the source of this 2259-nucleotide messenger RNA. Its product is annotated as nonsense-mediated mRNA decay factor SMG7-like. Gene Ontology annotation, biological process: nuclear-transcribed mRNA catabolic process, nonsense-mediated decay. The transcript has a single exon. NCBI's taxonomy places the organism in Eukaryota, Metazoa, Chordata, Mammalia, Rodentia, Muridae. The record is from RefSeq and is a predicted model, not a curated record. Gene Ontology annotation, molecular function: protein binding; telomerase RNA binding; telomeric repeat DNA binding. Gene Ontology annotation, cellular component: telomerase holoenzyme complex.